Molecule: messenger RNA, 2019 nt
Organism: Botrytis sinoallii
Lineage: Eukaryota; Fungi; Ascomycota; Leotiomycetes; Helotiales; Sclerotiniaceae
Exons: 5
Coding region: 1-2019 (672 amino acids)
Biological process (GO): transmembrane transport
Cellular component (GO): membrane
Molecular function (GO): sulfate transmembrane transporter activity
Source: RefSeq, a predicted model, not a curated record
AUGGGAAAGAUAGCAACAAAACUACGGGAGAUUAAGGAAGGAUUCAAAAACGAUGAAAACUUAACUCGAGGAAGAAAGGGCUUUGUUCGCGGAAUAAAAGCAUUACCGUCGUCGACAGGACAUUAUUUGGUUCGGAAGAUUCCUUUCGUACGUUGGUUCCCAAACUAUGCUCCAAGAUGGCUUGUGGACGAUAUGAUUGCUGGAGUAACAGUCGCAUUGGUCUUGAUUCCCCAGGCCCUGGCAUCUGCAGCGUUAGCUGGCAUACCAUUGCAGCAAGGACUCUUUGCUAGCUGGUUGCCAUCGGUCAUUUAUUUCUUCAUGGGUACAUCGAAAGACAUUGCUACAGGCCCUACAACAUCCUUGAGUCUACUUACCAACGCCGUUGUGUUAUCGAUUGCUGCCCAAGAUCUUCCGAUACCGCCAGCUCUCAUUGCCUCCGGUAUUUCUUUCUCGAUAGGCGCCUUUUCUCUAUUAUUCGGACUCCUAAACCUUGGAUGGAUCCUAAAUUUCAUCACUGUUCCUAUGCUAGUUGGGUUCCAAAUGUCAGCAGCGUUAAUCAUUGUUCAAGGCCAGAUUCCAUUGAUACUAGGAGAAUCAGGUGUGGGCCAAGACUUUACGCUACAAGGAACGCAAAUCCCCAAUAACAUUGCAACUACUCAGCCGUUAUCAUUGGCUGUUGGCGUAGCCUCCAUAGUGAUUAUCAUUCUACUGAAGCUCAUGGGUAAAAGGUGGGGGCACAAGAGUAGUAUCAUCAGGAUCUUGUCAAACUUACGGAACGCUUUCGUGAUUGCUAUUUCCACUGCGAUAUCCUUCAUCGUCAACAAAGAUCUCAUCAUUCCACAAUUUCCCAUCGCCGGGAAGGUAGCAUUAACCCUACAAUCUCCACAACUUCCGACUAAAAUUGUUCUGCUUGUCGCCAAGAAAUCAUUCCCCGUUUUUAUAGCUGCUAUGGCUGAGCAUUUGAUAUUCGCCAAGUCAUUUGCUCGUGAACACAACUAUGAAAUCGAUGAAUCGCAAGAACUCGUCUUUCUGGGGACCGCAAACAUUGUGAAUGGCUUUUUUGGUGGGAUGCCAGUAUCCGGAUCUCUUUCUCUAUCAGCAGUGAAUUCAACAACUGGAGUGAGAUCACCACUCAGUGGGCUUUUCUCUGCCGGAUUUGUUUUUCUUGCCAUCAAUGUAUUGACGGAAACUUUCCAGUGGAUACCAACCGCAGCAACCAGUGCAAUUAUACUUAUCUCUGUAGGAGAAACAUUACCUCCAAACAGAAUUCCACUCACAUACUGGAAAGGUUCAUUUGCAGAUUUCAUAGGCUUUUUUGUCGUCAUGAACGUGGCGUUGAUUGCAAGUAUAGAGUUUACUCUUGGGCUUGGUCCGCUAAAGCCCCACGAUCUCGAAAACAGAUACAGUUUUGAAAGUGUAAACAGAAUGAGUAUACCUCUUCAGGGAGGGCGCCUAGUACCUCAAGGCACGCAACUCAUUACGUUAGAAACUCCUCUCAUUUACUUGAACGCGGAGAGGAUAAAGAAAGAUAUUCUAGAAGCUAUUUGGACCUAUCACGAGCCGACUCUUUACGAGUCAACGGAACGAAAUGGAUGGAGCGACUAUCGAGUUCGAAGGACUGCCGCCCUCCGUCGCAGGAGUAACAUUAAUACACCAACCAGAUUUCUUCCCAGGCUUGAAGUCGUCGUAUUCAACUUCACACGAGUCACAUUCAUUGAUACUACCGGUCUCACCUACCUUCAAGAUCUCAAAGACGAAAUUAUGGCCUAUAGUGGUGACGCUGUAGAGUUACGUUUCGUAGUCGCGGGAAUCGACAUAAUAUUUGAAGAUCUACAUGAUGCGGUCGCAGCACCUAGAAGUGUUAGAGCAUCUAUGAAUGGACUAGAUUUUGGGUUUGUGAAUUCGAGGAAUGAUAUGGAACAAUUUACGGAUGAGGAGGCUUUUCAAAAGGGCAGGAUGAACAUCAUAGUGACAAAUGUUGUGACAAAGGAUGGGAGGGCGUAUAAGGAGGAAAUUUGA